CGUAGGGUGACACACUCAUUGCUUUUGAUCUUCCUCUUCUCUUCUGCUAUUCUGCUAUACCAAAGAGACUAUGAAAUCAUUUUAUUUUGUUAUGCUAUGUGUUAUCAGCUUCUUUGUUCUGGUCUUUCCAAAUGGCUUUUUUGGCCUUGCUGAUGACACCAAUAGAGAAAUAGGUCCGAUAUGCAAUAAAGCUGAUAAUACGGUCAAUGAAGACAUAUUCCAUACCUUAUUGGAUUCUCUUGCUUCAAAUGUGGUUGAUCACCAAGGAUUUUACCAAACCACUGUAGGAGAAAACUCCAGCAGGGUUUAUGGUUCAAUAUUAUGUAGAGGAGACAUAUCUGCUAACAAUUGUUCUAUCUGUGUCCUUAACUCUACAAGAGUAGCGUCAAAUGAUUGUCCUAAGAAUAGGGAUGUUACAGUUUGGUUUAGUUGGUGUUUCCUACGCUAUUCGGACGAGAAUUUCUUUGGAGACAUGCAUGGAAUAACAAAUGCUUUCACAAAUGUCACUGAUGUCGAUGACCCUUCUUUGGUAUCACAAUGGUUACCUUUCAUGAGUGGAGUAGCAGCUGCAGCUUCAGAGAACUCAUUCAUGUUCCACACAGAAGAACUGAACUUUAAUCAAAGUGAGAAGAGGUAUGGAAUGGCUCAGUGCACAAGAGAUAUCAAUAGACAGGACUGCAGAAGGUGCCUUGAUGAUCAACUAGUUUCUUUCGGAGCUACAAUUGGAAAUAAAAGAAGAUGGGAAAUUUAUGGACCCAAUUGUUUCAUGUGGUAUAAUGACUAUCAAUUUUAUGCUAAUGUAUCCACUCUUCAAAGUGUUGCUUGGAAGCCUUCUUGCAGAAGCUUAGUAGCAGUUGCGGUCUCGGUAGCCUUGUUGAUAAUUAUGUAAUAAUUAUAACUUCUAUUCUAUGGUUUCUAAUAGAAUGCCAUGAACAAUAAGUUAAUAUAUAUAUUUUUUACUGUCAAUAGGGUUUGGUUUUUGACAGAAGUUUCAGGAAUGGAGAUGUAUUUGUGCACUUAUAAAUUUUCAUUCUUCAUGGUCUAUAUUAUAAUUUAUUACUUUGUAAUUUCUUGA
Molecule: messenger RNA, 1075 nt
Organism: Medicago truncatula (barrel medic)
Lineage: Eukaryota; Viridiplantae; Streptophyta; Magnoliopsida; Fabales; Fabaceae
Product: putative cysteine-rich receptor-like protein kinase 9
Exons: 2
Coding region: 71-889 (272 amino acids)
Source: RefSeq, a predicted model, not a curated record